AUGCUCGUGGGCACGCCCGAGGCCCAGCUCCUCGUCGAGCCGGCCGAGCGGCCCGAGGUCUUCGACGACACCGCGGACCCCUCGGAGGCCCGGACGUCCCUGAGCGCCUGGGAGUGGCAGCGGCGCAGCCGCGGCGAGCUCGACGACCUCGGCGCGGCGACGGGCCGGCCCUGGCGCCUCGUCUUCGCCGACGCGUUCGACCGCGACGGCCCGCCGGACCCCGCGCGGUGGGAGCACCAGACGGACUGCAACGCCUGGGUGAACAACGCGGUCCACGCGGAGCGGCAGCACUACACGGACGCGUCGCGCGACAACGCCCGCGUGGCCGGCGGGCGCCUCUUGAUCCGCGCGGCGAAGGAAGCGAGCGGCGGCCAGGCCUACUCGUCCGCGCGGCUCACGACGCGGUCCGCGGCCAACGGCCGCUGGCGCUACGGCCGCGUCGAGGUCUGCGCGCGGCUCACGCCGGGGAAGCGCGGCCUCUGGCCCGCGAUCUGGCUCAUGCCCUCGGCCUCGAAAUUCGGCAAGUGGCCCAAGUCCGGCGAGAUCGACGUCAUGGAGAACGUCGGCUACGAGCCGGGCGUCAUCCGCGCGUCGGUCCACACGGAGCACAACCACAGACGACGCGGCAACCACAACCGCCGCGUCGCGGGCGUCCGCGACUGCCACGACGACUUUCACGUCUACGCCGUCGAGUGGACGGCGGAGCGCCUCGACUUCUUCGUCGACGACCGCAAGUUCUACACGUACGCCAACGAGCACAAGGGCCACGAGCAGUGGCCCUUCGACGAGCCCUUCCACCUCAUCCUCAACGUCGCCGUCGGCGGCUCCUGGGGCGGCCGCCGCGGCAUCGCAGACGACGCCUGCCCGGCGGAGAUGGCCGUCGCCUACGUCAAGGUCUUCCAGCGCGCCGAGGACGCGGGCGACUAA
This is a messenger RNA of Aureococcus anophagefferens, 927 nucleotides long. RefSeq lists its product as hypothetical. Gene Ontology annotation, biological process: carbohydrate metabolic process. The transcript has a single exon. Lineage: Eukaryota; Pelagophyceae; Pelagomonadales; Pelagomonadaceae. The record is from RefSeq and is a predicted model, not a curated record. Bases 1 to 927 code for a protein of 308 amino acids. Gene Ontology annotation, molecular function: hydrolase activity, hydrolyzing O-glycosyl compounds.